AUGAGGUGCCCCUGGGAGAUGUCUGGGUACAAUGAAGAGCAGGAGGAGGAGGCGGUGGCGGCCACUGGGUAUCCUUCAGGGUUCCCAGAAGCCAAGGAGAGGUCGGAUGUGGAUUCGGACACUGAACUUAAGACAGAAGGCACCCAUGGGCUCAGAGAAGUGGUCAAGGACACCGUCCACCUGAGGUCUUGCCAGGCCCACAGCCUCGUGCCUGCCUCCUGCUUCCUGCGCCAGGGACGCACCCCAGAGCUGAGCCUGAGGCGUCGUGGCCUGAGGCCCCUGGGGGCCCGGGCUCUGGCUUCCACAAUGACCUCCAAUCUCGAUGUCAAGCGGCUGGACCUGCGGGACAAUGGGCUCUGUGGGGCCGGUACAGAGGCCCUGGCAGGUGCCCUGAGCCAAAGCAGCAGCAUCUAUGAUGUGGACAUUUUGAAGAACCAGCUGGGAGCAGUGACUACCCAGGGUGUGUUUGCCACCCUUGUGGUGAACCUGGUCAUGCAGAGGGUAUAGCUGGCAUGGAGCAGCCUGGAGGAGCAGGGGGCCCAUUACCUUGCUGAACUCCUGCUGGCUCACAAGUGCCUGAAAUCCCUGGACCUUCUUUCUGGUGAUUUUAGGGGCCAAGCAGGAGAGAUGCUUGGACCAGCCCUGGCAGAAAACACAGGAUUCACCGAGCUUAACAUGAGCUGGAAUCACCUUCGAGGCCCAGGAGCCUUGGCCUUUGCCAGGGGACUGGAGCCAAACAUCUUCCUGAGAGUCCUGGACAUCUCCAACAAUGGCUUUGGAGAUCCGGGAGCCUCCGUGGUGGGUGAGGCACUUCAGACCAACAACAUGUUGGAGGAACUCAACAUGAGGAAUCCCUCCUUCCCUUCACGCUGCUCACCCCCCUUUCCUGGGCUCCACUGUUAUCAAUGUGUGUGUGUGUGGAUUUCUUAGCUGUCCAGGAAUCCCAGGCGAAGUGCAGGCUGCUUUGGUGUUCUCAGGUCUGUCCAGGAGAGUCCAGUGUCUGCCCUGGAACUGCUGGACUUCUCUGAUGUCCAGGUGAGCAGAGAAUUUGACAACCUCAGCUCAGUGAAGGUCAUUCUCCCAGGGCUUUGCAUAAAGACUGCAGCCCACAGAGUGGAGUACAAAAAAGAGUUGCUGCCAGUCUUCAGACCGUCCCCACCAGCGUCCGCCGCUAAAUGA
Messenger RNA from Ceratotherium simum simum (southern white rhinoceros), 1179 nucleotides. The record is from RefSeq and is a predicted model, not a curated record. NCBI's taxonomy places the organism in Eukaryota, Metazoa, Chordata, Mammalia, Perissodactyla, Rhinocerotidae.